GUAAAAAGUAAUAAACUGGAUUCCUUUUCACCUUUUACCGGGAGGAGGUGAGAAAAGUCCCCCCUUCUCUUGGUUUGAGACGAGUCCUGUCCAAAGAAGAGGGCAAAAUAUCACUAGCAAUCGCUACCCGGAUUCUUAGGGUUCUUCCAGCAAGCAAUGGAAUCAUCAGCGAUCGGGCGCUAGCUCCAGCUAGCACGAGGAGGAUCGCACAGGUACUUGUCUGGUUGGCACUCUGUUCUUGCGAGAUCCGCAAGAACGAGGAGAAUGGGGGGAUUUCCGGGCGAGAAAUCUCCGAUAUUUGGCCGAUUCCAGCUGCUGCUGCUCGCGCUCGCUGCCGUGAGCUACAUUUCCACUCCCGCUGCAUUUGCUCAGGAGGUCGCCAUUCUCAUCCGGUUCAAGCAAAAUCUCGAGAAGCAGGCGCAGGGGGAGCUCCCGGAUUUGUUCCAGAGCUGGAAGAGCACUGAUUCGAGCCCAUGCAAGUGGGAGGGGAUCAGCUGCGACUCGAAAUCCGGGCUCGUCACUGAGAUCAACCUGGCGGAUUUGCAAAUCGACGCGGGAGAAGGGGUUCCACCGGUGGUUUGCGAGCUCCCGAGCUUAGAGUCGCUCAACCUUGGAAACAAUGAGAUUGGCGGCGGUUUUCCACAGCACCUCUUCCAGUGCUCCAGCUUGAAGUCACUCAACCUCAGCAUGAAUCUCUUCGUGGGGCUUCUUCCAAACAACAUCUCGGCGCUCACCAAGCUCGAGAACCUGGACCUCUGCGGGAACAACUUCACCGGAGAGAUUCCGCCAGGAUUUGGAAGGCUGCCCAGUCUCCUGGAGCUCAAUCUCACCAACAAUCUGCUCAACGGGACCGUGCCAGGAUUUCUCGGUCAGCUCUCCAACUUGCAGAGGUUGGAUCUCGCUUACAACCCCAUGGCCGAGGGUCCUAUUCCCGAGGAGCUGGGAAGAUUGACGAAGCUCAGGAACCUCAUUCUCACCAAGAUCAACUUGGUCGGAAAAAUCCCGGAAUCACUUGGGAAUCUCGUGGAGCUGGAGGAGAUACUGGACUUAUCGUGGAAUGGCUUGAGUGGCAGCUUACCGGCGUCGCUGUUCAAUCUCCACAAGCUCAAGUUGCUCGAGCUUUACGACAACCAGCUCGAGGGGGAGAUUCCAGCCAACAUCUUCAACUUGACAUCCAUCACCGACAUCGACAUAUCGAACAACAGGCUUACCGGGAGCAUUCCUUCGGGCAUCACGCAGCUAAAGAGCUUGAGGCUGCUGCAUCUCUGGCAGAACGAGCUCACGGGUGCCAUCCCCGAGGGGAUUCAAGACUUGGGGGACUUUUUCGAGCUCAGGCUGUUCAAGAACAACUUCACCGGCCGGAUACCGCAGAAGCUCGGCUCAAAUGGAAAGUUGGAGGUGUUCGACGUCUCCAACAACAUGCUCGAAGGUCCGAUUCCACCCGAGUUGUGCAAGUCCAAACGCUUGGUCGAACUUAUUCUCUUCAACAACGGCAUCACAGGCGGGAUACCGGACUCCUAUGGCUCCUGCCCGAGUGUAGAGCGUAUCCUGAUGAACAACAACAAGCUCAACGGUAGCAUACCACCCGGUAUAUGGAACACGGAGCACGCCUACAUCGUGGACUUGUCCGAGAACGAGCUCUCCGGUUCCAUCUCCUCGGAAAUCUCCAAGGCUUCCAAUCUCACCACACUCAACCUCUAUGGAAACAAGCUAUCGGGUCCUCUGCCACCAGAGCUCGGCGACAUUCCUGACCUCACAAGACUGCAGCUCUACGGCAACAUGUUCGAGGGAGAGCUUCCUUCCCAGCUUGGCCAGCUUUCCAGACUUAACGUCCUGUUCGUCCACGACAAUAAGCUGGAAGGCCAGAUUCCCAAGGCGCUGGGAAUGUGCAAGGACCUUGCGCAACUUAACUUGGCUGGUAACCAACUCACAGGAAGCAUUCCAGAGUCGCUGGGUGAUAUCAGCGGGCUCACCUUGCUCGACCUCUCGAGAAACAUGCUUACUGGAGACAUACCACUGUCCAUCGGUGAGAUCAAGUUCUCCAGCUUCAACGUCUCGUACAACAGACUCUCUGGACGAGUUCCCGAUGGCCUGGCAAACGGUGCGUUCGACUCGAGCUUCAUUGGCAACCCCGAGCUGUGUGCCAGCAGCGGUAGCAGCUUGCUGUCCCUGAGCUCGUGUGGAAGAAACGGAGGAGAGAGCUCGGGUUCAAGACAUGGACGUGUGGGUCUGCUGGGAUACGUGAUCGGUGGAACGUUUGCAGCAGCAGCUCUCCUCUUCAUCGUCGGCUCUUGGCUGUUUGUCCGGAAGUACAGGCAGAUGAAGUCGGGUGAUAGCAGUAGAAGCUGGAGCAUGACCUCGUUCCACAAGCUCCCGUUCAACCACGUGGGAGUGAUCGAGAGCCUGGACGAAGACAACGUCCUGGGAAGCGGUGGAGCUGGCAAAGUUUACUUGGGCAAGCUGAGCAACGGACAGGCGGUGGCAGUGAAAAAGCUGUGGAGCGCGGCCAAGAAAGGUGACGACUCCGCGUCCCAGAAGUACGAACGGAGCUUCCAGGCGGAGGUGGAGACGCUGGGCAAGCUCCGGCACAAGAACAUCGUCAAGCUCCUCUUUUGCUACACCUGCGACGACGAUAAGUUCCUCGUCUACGACUACAUGGAGAACGGCAGCCUCGGCGAGAUGCUCCACAGCAAGAAAGCCGGGCGGGGUCUCGACUGGCCGGCGAGGCACAGGAUCGCGCUGGGAGCUGCCGAGGGGCUGGCUUACCUCCACCACGACUACAAGCCGCAAGUUCUCCACUGCGACGUGAAAUCCAACAACAUCCUACUCGACGCGGAGCUUGAGCCUCACGUAGCAGACUUUGGACUGGCGAGGAUCAUCCAGCAGCACGGGAACGGUGUCUCCAUGACGAGCAUCGCUGGAACUUAUGGCUACAUUGCUCCUGAGUAUGCUUACACUCUCAAGGUGACCGAGAAGAGCGAUAUCUACAGCUUUGGAGUGGUGCUGCUGGAGCUCGUCACGGGCAAGAGGCCGAUCGAGGCGGAGUUUGGCGAUGGAGUGGACAUCGUGAGGUGGGUCUGUGACAAGAUCCAAGCUCGCAACUCGCUGGCGGAGAUCUUCGACUCGAGGAUCCCAUCGUACUUCCACGAGGACAUGAUGCUGAUGCUCAGAGUUGGGCUGCUUUGCACCAGCGCGCUGCCCGUCCAGAGGCCCGGCAUGAAGGAAGUGGUCCAAAUGCUCGUGGAGGCGCGGCCAAAGGAGAAGAUCCUCGCCAAGCAAGCAGUGUAAGACCAUCCAUCUCCAUCCAUCUCCUGGGCAACGCUGCAAUGGCACUGCAGCCCAAGAGCAAACUUCCAAGUGAGCAGAGCUCUAGAGAGUUUUCCUCCAUGGCCAUCGCAAGAACAAAGAAAGAGUUACUCCAAUGUGUUGUUCUCUAGGGUAAGAUUUUCUUGCGAUCUAGCUUGGGAAGAGCAGCGGAUUUUAAAGCAGAGAAAGCCACUGCCGCUCCAAGCGGUCUAGUUUUGGUAA
This is a messenger RNA of Selaginella moellendorffii, 3528 nucleotides long. Its product is annotated as receptor-like protein kinase HSL1. The transcript has 2 exons. NCBI's taxonomy places the organism in Eukaryota, Viridiplantae, Streptophyta, Lycopodiopsida, Selaginellales, Selaginellaceae. The record is from RefSeq and is a predicted model, not a curated record. Bases 265 to 3288 code for a protein of 1007 amino acids. Gene Ontology annotation, molecular function: receptor serine/threonine kinase binding; protein kinase activity; ATP binding. Gene Ontology annotation, biological process: protein phosphorylation.